AAAAAAAAAAAAAAUAUGGCUGAACAAGAAGUACCAACGUUUAAACUUGUUCUUGUCGGCGAUGGUGGUACCGGCAAGACAACAUUCGUCAAACGCCAUUUGACCGGUGAAUUUGAAAAGAAAUAUGUUGCCACCCUUGGUGUGGAAGUUCAUCCUUUAACUUUCCAUACAAACUUUGGCCCCAUUUGUUUCAACACAUGGGACACUGCGGGGCAAGAAAAGUUUGGAGGUCUCAGGGACGGUUAUUACAUUCAAGGGCAAUGUGCCAUCAUCAUGUUCGACGUAACAUCUAGAAUUACAUAUAAGAAUGUUCCAAACUGGCACCGAGACUUAGUUCGUGUAUGUGAAAAUAUUCCAAUCGUUUUAUGUGGCAACAAGGUUGAUAUAAAGGAACGUAAAGUUAAAGCAAAAACUAUUACUUUCCAUCGCAAGAAAAAUCUUCAAUAUUAUGAUAUUUCCGCCAAGAGUAACUACAAUUUCGAGAAACCGUUUUUGUGGUUAGCUAGAAAACUGAUUGGAAAUCCAAAUCUUGAAUUUGUUGCUUCUCCAGCCUUAGCUCCACCCGAGGUAGAUUUUACGCCCAAGGAUGCAGAAACUUACGAACGAGAACUAGCGGAAGCUGCCGCAGCACCUCUCCCUGAGGAAGAUGACGAUCUUUAAUCUUUUCAAUCAAAUUAUUUGAAAUUUAAAAUAGUAGUAUAAUAAAUAAGUAAAGGACUGUGCAACAAAAAAAAAAUUGUAUUGUGUUUUAAUUACAAUGUUGCAAAUGAAAAAUUUUACCAAAGUUUUAAUAUGCUUUUAAAAUAUCAAAAGUGUUCGGUUCCGUUUUUUUUAUUUAUAAAUUUUAUAAAUCAAAUAUUUUAAUUUUAUCGUUGUUCCAAAUUUAAGAAAAAUUCAGAUAUAUAAAAAAAAAGACGUUAUGUGAAUACCGCGUAAUCUGCUUAGCAUGUAGGUCUAUUAAAUCGUCACAACUUAUUAAAAAAAAAAUUAGUAUAAAUUUAUUCUCUUUGAUGUAAAUUUAUUAAAAUCUGAUAGAAAAUAAAUACACAGAAUACAAAAAAAAAAAAAAAA
Rhizophagus irregularis DAOM 181602=DAOM 197198 is the source of this 1071-nucleotide messenger RNA. RefSeq names its product GPI-anchored. Gene Ontology annotation, molecular function: GTPase activity; GTP binding. NCBI's taxonomy places the organism in Eukaryota, Fungi, Glomeromycota, Glomeromycetes, Glomerales, Glomeraceae. The record is from RefSeq and is a predicted model, not a curated record. Gene Ontology annotation, biological process: protein import into nucleus; ribosomal subunit export from nucleus. Gene Ontology annotation, cellular component: nucleus; cytoplasm.